Messenger RNA from Coregonus clupeaformis (lake whitefish), 1621 nucleotides. RefSeq names its product telomerase RNA component interacting RNase-like. The record is from RefSeq and is a predicted model, not a curated record. Gene Ontology annotation, molecular function: 3'-5' exonuclease activity; 5'-3' exonuclease activity. The transcript is spliced from 3 exons. NCBI's taxonomy places the organism in Eukaryota, Metazoa, Chordata, Actinopteri, Salmoniformes, Salmonidae. Bases 587 to 1033 code for a protein of 148 amino acids.
UAAAUGAUAAGACGAAAUUCAACAUGGCCGAUAGCAAGUCAAAGAAAACCACAUUUGGACAAAUGUAGCCAAUAUAUCCGUAAUAUACUUCACUUUGAGAGUAGUUUUUUAAAAAUAUAUGAUAUAUAGCUAAUGUGGUUGAUUUGUGUUUUGCAAUAGUUUAGCUACUCAUGACUUCACAUAAUUGUUUGGUCAUUAGCUAGCUGACAUUUUUCGAAUAGCUGGCUACAACGCUAACGUUAGCUAGCCACCAACAACAAGCCUGCAAUUUUUUUCGCCGUGAGGACAUGUGCUAGCUAGCUGGGAGGUGGACAAGUGUCGCUCCGAUUCAUUUAUGGAUUUCCAAGCUAUUACUUUGAGACGCCCGUUCUUUUAAUUAGACGGCUUCGUAUGCUAGGUACUUUGGCUCGAAGGUUGCUGCUUAGUUUGGGGCUCGGGUGGAGUCUGUCACUGAUAGCAUUUUUUUGUCAGGUAACUAACUAGCCGGCUUUAGUUUGUGUUAUUGACACAAACGACCAGAGAGCACACCGCUAGUUGCAGAAAGGUUUAAAGGAACUGAGCCCUUCUACGUGGAAAAAUAGCUAACAUGGAUCCGAAGCGUGGAUACAACAGAAGACAUCAAAACAGCAGCGAUUCGAGCAGUAACAGCCCGGGGUCGCCUGCCAGUCCUGCACCGGGAGUCAGCAAAGCAGCGGCGGGCAAUUCAUUUGCCAAUGAUGGAAGUUUUAUGGAGAUGUUCAAGAAAAAAAUGGAGGAAGAGAAAAGGAAAAAAGAAAUGGACCAAGAUAAAAGUACUGCUGACGAAGGACAGUCGACACAGGAAAAGAAGACUCCAAGUGUGACCAGCUUUGUGGGGAAGCGCAGAGGUGGCUCUAAAUUGGCCCUCAAGACUGGCAUGGUUGCGAAGAAACCGAAAGUGGAUCCUGAGAUGGAGGGCAAGGGGGAUGCCUGGACAAAAUACAUGGCAGAGGUGAAAAAGUAUAAAGCCCACCAGUGUGGCGAUGAUGACAAAACCAGGCCUCUGGUCAAAUAGACUCUGGAGGACCUUUUAGAAAGAACAAUAAACAGGAAUUGGGACAGCCAUCAAACCUUCUGCCAUACUUUUUACUCAUUACAGCUGUAGAAUUUGUCACCUAUUUAAUAUUUGUUUAAUCUUGUUUUUCCCGUUUGCUUUUUGGGUUUAAAUGAAUGUCAGCUUGUGUGCUGUGUGGGGCAAUAGUAGUUUGAUGUGGAGUUAAGGCUUUUGGGACUGUAUUGGAGUACAUUAAUGGUCCUGGUUGAUUAUUUAAGGUUUAUACUGUCAGGAUUGUAGCUCCUGGAUUAAGUCAUGAGUUAUUUUCUGAGUUCGGUUGAGAUAUGGCAUUUGAUGUCAGCUAAAUCAAAGUUGAAAUUAUAAGCACCGCCCAUUGACCUGUGUGUUGUGCCUUGGGUGUGUUGGCUUUGUCUGGACCCCUAACCCUAAAGAACCUCUGCUGGUUCAACCUCAGUCUGGAGGAAGCACAGAAAGUUGUGCAGCCUUGAGUGUUGAUUCGUUUGCCUUUUUGGGCUGCUUCAGAUAAGCAACCGUCAGGCAGUUUCUCCUGUUUGUUACCCCUGUCAAAUAAACUUUUGAUUAAUCAGA